Molecule: messenger RNA, 1102 nt
Organism: Melanaphis sacchari
Lineage: Eukaryota; Metazoa; Arthropoda; Insecta; Hemiptera; Aphididae
Product: death-associated protein 1
Exons: 3
Coding region: 402-698 (98 amino acids)
Biological process (GO): cellular response to amino acid starvation; apoptotic signaling pathway; negative regulation of autophagy
Molecular function (GO): death domain binding
Source: RefSeq, a predicted model, not a curated record
AACGUAAACACUAAACACAACGCGACGCGACAGAACUGCGGAUCGUAGUCAACAACACCAACACCACCUCGAUCACGUCUACCCGGAAAACAACGAAUUAUUGUACUAUUAUUGUAGUCAAGUUGUUUGUUGUUGUUAUUGCGUUGUUGCAGCUCCGUCGAGUGUCGACCAUUUGCAUUUACGUCCGGGUCCCCUACACGCGUCGCACCAUCGUCCGUCACUCCGAUUCCACCAGCAGUAUCGACACUGAUCGCAGCAUAUUGCCGCGCUCGAACACUGUUCGAUAAUCUUCACUUUCACUGUUCAUUCGGCAACCGUGUUAGAGACACGAAAAUCGUACACUUCUUUAGUCCAUCCGUAAUCGUUACUGCUGAACAUACAAUUUUUUGUUUUUCGUCGCCAUGGAAGACGAGUCUAAACUUAAAGCCGGACAUGCCCAAGCAGUAAAAGCCGGUGGCAUGCGCAUCGUGCAGCACAAGAACGUCAACUCAAACGCCGACAAGAAUUCCGCCGCCGAUGAAGCCAACUCGGUUUUGAAAGUCUCGACUAGUCCGCCCAAGCAGUCAGUGGUUCCGGUGCAUGCUCGUAACGAUUAUCCAACUCAGGCCGUUCAGAAGACUCAUGACAAACCGAUGCCCAGCCAUGAGAUGAAACAUAACACGUGCCCGAAGGCGACCAUCCAUCAGCCGCGCAAAUGAACGCGAUCGCCACAGCGUUGAUGCACACACAAGACUGGGCUCAGGGGAUAACGUCGUUUGACGCAUUCCCAAAUUUUUCUUAUUCUUUAUUAAAUAAUAUUAAAACUCUAUGCACAUUCAAAACUAAAACUAUUUUUAGCUAUAAGGCUUAAGUUUUUGCAUUUAUGUAAUGUUAUAAUUAUAAUUUUUAAUUGUCUUCUUCUAUACCUACAUGACAUUUCUCGUCUUGUUCAUUCCGUUACAGUAUAUAUUAUUAUAUAUCUAUUUUUGUAUAUGUAUAACUUCUUGUAUUUUCGGAAUGGGUAACAGAUAACGAUUACGUUUCAAAUAAUCAAAUCCAGAUUAAUUGGUCUAUUUUAUUUUUAUUACCUAUGAAUAAAGUAUUUUUAUUUUUUUUUUGGAAA